This is a messenger RNA of Aspergillus steynii IBT 23096, 1817 nucleotides long. Its product is annotated as tRNA threonylcarbamoyladenosine dehydratase. Gene Ontology annotation, cellular component: mitochondrial outer membrane. Gene Ontology annotation, molecular function: ubiquitin-like modifier activating enzyme activity; tRNA threonylcarbamoyladenosine dehydratase activity. The record is from RefSeq and is a predicted model, not a curated record. Gene Ontology annotation, biological process: cyclic threonylcarbamoyladenosine biosynthetic process. Lineage: Eukaryota; Fungi; Ascomycota; Eurotiomycetes; Eurotiales; Aspergillaceae. The coding region runs from base 106 to 1629 and encodes 507 amino acids. The transcript is spliced from 4 exons.
CGCCAGUCUAAGGUUGAAUAUGAGAUCGUGAAUCAAAGACUUUAAAAGUCGCCCGCCGCCGGAGUACUUGUGACGAACACACCACCGGAGCAAUUCCUGACGAGAAUGUCAUCCCAUAAGUCGCAGCUUGCUGCCACCGCUGUGCUAUCGGGAGCUGCAGUCGCAGGCGCUAUAUUCGGCUACCAGGCAUACAAGCGAAAAGAGGCGGUGUCGGAGCUCAAGGAUUCCAUCCCGGACAUUAACGAGCGACACCAUGCAGAGAAGCUGACAGAGUUCGGGGGGGCUUCGAUCCCGUCGCAUCUGAGCCAGGAAGAUCAGCGCAGUGCAGCUCUUGCGCGCAGGGCGCAACAAGGCGAUUACGACGAUGACCUGAUCCUCGAACAACUUGCCCGAAACCGCGUUUUCCUCAACGAUGAAGGCCUUGCGAAACUCCGCUCCUCGUUCGUGAUAGUGGUUGGAUGUGGUGGUGUUGGAUCGCACGCGGCCGCCUCCCUCGCUCGCUCGGGCGUGGCCAAACUCCGUCUGAUUGACUUCGACCAGGCGACGCUUUCCUCGCUGAACCGACACGCCCUCGCCACCCUGGCCGACGUGGGAACCCCCAAGGUGCACUGCAUCCGCCGGCGGCUCGAGCAGAUCACGCCCUGGACGCAAUUCGACUGCCGCAACGAACUCUUCGGUGGAGACGUCGCCGACAACCUGCUGGCCCCGUGGACCUUCGAGGGUCCCGACAAGGGCCGCAAACCCGACUACGUCCUCGACUGCAUCGACAACAUCACCUCGAAGGUCGAACUCCUGCACUACUGCCACGCGCACUCCAUCCCCGUCAUCUCAUCCAUGGGCGCCGGAUGCAAGUCCGAUCCCACGCGCGUGACCGUCGGCGACAUCUCCGAGAGCACGGACGACCGGCUCUCGCGCAGCACCCGCCGCCGCCUAAAACUGCUCGGCGUGAACUCCGGCAUCCCCGUGGUCUUCUCGACCGAGCGCCCGGGCCCUGGCAAAGCGACGCUCCUGCCCCUCGCGGAGGACGAGUUCUCCAAGGGCGAGGUCGGCGAGCUCAGCGUGCUGCCUGACUUCCGGGCCCGCAUCCUCCCCGUGCUGGGCACCAUGCCGGCCGUCUUCGGCUACACCGUCGCCAACCACGUCAUCUGCGACAUCGCGGGCUACCCCAUCGACUACAGCCUCGGGGGCGGCGGCAAGGGCCGCGAGAAGCUCUACGACGGCAUCCAGACGGCCCUGCAGGGGUUCAUGGAGCGGUUGACGCGCGUCGACGCCGGGCGGCAGAUCGUCGGUCUGCGCCUCCCCAUCAGCAAAGAGGACGUCGGGUACAUCGUGGACGAGAUCUGGCGCGGGAAGAGCGCCGUCAGCGGCCUUCCCAGCCGGCUGGUGCUGGCGCCGUGGACGCGCCCGGCCGAGGGCUUUGCGCCUGACGCGCAGUGGGAGAAGGAAGGCCAGCGAUUCAUCCGGCUGCCGCUGGCUGACCUGGUCUGCAUGACCAAGGAGGAGGCGGCGGUGCAUGAGAAACAGGUGCUUUCGGGUGCGAAGACGCUAGAGGAGGUGUACGAUGCCAGCAUCAUUGAGAAGGUGAACCGGCGACGAGCGGAGGUGGAGUACUACGAGCAGUUUCGGUAAUAACCUUUCUUUUUCCUCUGGCUGACGGAGCUUGCGUCCCUGCGACCAUUUCUCAUGAUAUUGAUGUGUUAUCUUUGUUGUAUAUUAGAAAGACAGGUUCUUAAAAUUCAGUGCACAAUACUUUUCUACUGGAUUCAGCUGGGGUUAGGGCUAGGCUAGGUAGACCUACCCAUGUUAUACAAGACAGC